CUGUGAUUCAUGCAAGAGUGCCUGCUACCUUACAGAGAUGAAUACAGGAAGAUCCAAAAAUAUCCCAACACAAGACAGGAAAACUCAACACAACAACCAACUCUUGAGGAGCGCUGAGAAGACAUACUGUAUGCGCAAUCCUACGCGCACUUCAUUGCCCACUGCGCAUUAAACGCAGACACGUCGCUUCCUAUGAGAGAUAACAGGUCUUGUUUUUCUUCCGCAUGACGUCAGAGGAAGGUGGGUCUACUUCUGGUUACAGGGCAGGUAAGCGCAUGACAGGGAGGCGGAGCCACUGCUGGGCACAGGACAGGUAAACGCGCACAGGUGGGGGAGCGCGGCAUUAAGUUUCUCAGUAGCGCGUAACAAUACGCGCACGAGCCCCCGGGAAUUGUGUUUUUGUACGACGAUGACAGGAAACAAGGUCAGCGAAUACCCUUUGGAAUAGGCAACGUCCAAUUGAGCGUUUUGUCAAAUCUCGAUUGUUUGGAGACACUUUUGUCGUGGAAAUGAUCAGUUCGGAUGCUUUGCGCCCGAUACAGAACCCUGUGCGUAAAGGGAAACUCGCCGCAAGGCUUGAGGACGUAAAGACCACUUGGAGACACGGAACGACCCUCGAGCUGAGCCACAAUGAAACGGCACGGCUCGCCACGGACGCGCUCCUGGAACACGGGGAGAAGGAGUAUCGCAAAGUCCUACAGGAGGAACGGGAGGUCAACUUUCUUUCCCCGCUCGAAAUACGCUAUAUCACGGAAAAUGUAGCCAAGACUGCAGACGCCGAUAGCGGAACCAACGGUCUGGACGUGGAGGACACCGUGUCCGAGCUGACAUCAGGGACCUAUUUUCCUAUGAUGUCCGAUGAGGAACCUCCAAUGUUGGAGCUGGGCUGGCCAGAGACGUCGAACCGUAUCGGUCCCACGGAGGCGCAGAUAUUCUUUCAGAGGGAUAAGAGCCAAAAUGUCAAAGAUUUGAUCCGAUCCCUCAUCAGUAAAGCGAAGAAGGUUAUUGCUGUAGUCAUGGAUAUUUUUACAGACGUGGAUUUGUUCUGUGAUUUAAUGGAAGCUUCCAACAAGCGCCGAGUUCCCGUUUAUAUUCUGCUGGAUGAGAAGAACCUCUGUCAUUUUUUGAACAUGUGCUCAGAACUGGACAUCCAGAAUUCGCACCUCUCUAAUAUGAGGAUAAGAAGCGUAUGCGGGGACACGUAUUGCACCAAAAGUGGAAAGAAGUUCAGCGGUCAGGUUCAGGAGAAAUUCAUGAUCGUUGACUGUGAAGAAGUUCUGGCUGGAUCAUAUAGUUUUACGUGGCUUUCCGCUCAGGUGCACAGCAACGUGGUCAUGCAUUUCUCCGGUCACAUCACCGACUGCUUCGACCGGGAAUUCCGCUGCAUGUACGCCGAUUCCCAAAUCAUAGACCGUUUCUACAAUCCAGACGAUGAGGGGCUUCCUACUUACUCCUUCAACAUGAUGGCCCCACGUAUGGGCCUGGACUUCCUUCCGGACUUCAGCAGCAAGGAGCGAGUCUACUCCGAAAACUCCAGUAGCCAAUCCAGUAGCAGCGUUUCCAGUAUCAAAGCCGCUCCUCCGGGUACAAAGUCUUACAAAGUCACGCAAGACAAGAAGAACCAUGAAAGCUCCCAAAAGACUCACGACAGGAAAGGUGGUCAUCACGUUCCUCACGGAAACCAUCUCGGAAAAAGUUCCCCCAACGGUACCCAGCAACCGCACGCGGUGGAACGUCGCCCCUCUUUAGGGCUAUCUGCCGGAGCGGAAUGGUCCAAAGGUGGAACGACAGAUUACAUGCGAUCAAACAUCGCGGGACAGACAUCCAAAUUGCAGGCUUUAGGUCUCUACGGCGCCCCACAACCUCCAUCUCAGCCGUCUUCGACCGAGAGCAAAGUCUCUCCUAAACAUCGAGGUGCCCCGUUUCUCAGUAAGUUUACUGAUUUAUUUACACCCUCGGCCAAGGAGAAAGACCCCAUCGUCUACCAGAAGCCACCCCCUUAUACCUCUCCCUUCGGAGGCCCGGAUCUUUCUCAGAAUGAACCGGAGAGCAAGCAAGUUCCCCCUCCACCAGGACCAUUGCCGAUGGGCACAGAUAAAGGGAUAUAUCGACGGGAUGAGAAACGCAUGACGUUAGGUCACAGCAAACUGGACAUGCUCAACCAAUACAACAAGAUGAAAUCCAAACAGGUAUACAGCCGGUUCGAGCUUAAGAGCAACUUACCUCAAUAACACUGCGGCACGUUAAGUGCAGGUCACGCUUUCUGUACAUAAUGACAGUUUUUAUAAAUUGAGGACUUUGUGUACACUAAAAUGCAAAGUGAAAGAUAAAAUGAGUGUUUUUGUACGCAUAUCGUGUUUUUACUAAUAACAAUAUAUAGUACAAGUAUAAAUGCUGCCUUGUUGAAUUCGGGGAAAUCAUUGCUGUUAUGUCGUAAAGCAAUUGUUUUCGUGUAAUUCAAGGCCAGCAUUGGUAUAAAGUACUAUUGGUAGUGUUUUUGUGCUGUAUAUAUACUGUAUAUACAAAACGUUGGGAAUUUUUUUGUACUUUUGAUGUCUAUUCGCCACGUUAGCCGGCAAAGUUGUCUGCCAGUAAGUAUUACCCUUGAAUAGCAUCAUUUAGGGGUUUACAGAUGUGUAGUCUUCCAAACGUUUUCAUGUUUUUGUACUAGAAUGUGGUAGAGAAUAUGCAUUUAAUUUAUACACACUGAAAAUGCUGGGUGUUUUCAAUAAUAAGCGCUUGGGUUAAAUAACCCAGAAAGUCUUUAUAUUCCCAUACGGCAAAAAUAUAUAUUUUCAAAAAAAUUACGGAGCCCCUAAGGGAACAUGGAGCAAAAAUGUAAUAAAGUUUAGUUUUACUGAAACUAUCGCGUGCGCACGUGAAACUAUCGCGUGCGCACGUGAAACUUUUGCUUUCACAUGCGCGCCCGAAACUAAACGUAAAAAAAAUUUAUGAGCACAUGAAACUAAACUUUAGAUUUUUCUACUCAAAUUUCACCUUAAGGAAUAUAUUUUUUAAAAUAUGUUUACAAAAUGUAUUUUUCACUAUUUUUUUUUUUAAAUAUAUUUAAAAAAUAAAUAUAUUUUAUUGCAUUUAUUUUUUCGUAACAUUGGAAGAAAACUGUAAACAUAACAGAUUUGAAAAGGUUAAAAUAACAUAUUUUUUAAAUGUAAAGAUAUAUAUAUAAUUUUAUACAUAUGUAUACAUUUUAUACUUAUAAUUUGGCCAGGAAAAUAUAUAUAUAUAUAUUUUGCCUUAUGGUUUGAAAAUUUAGAAAUGUUUUUGUUGCCCCUGAAAUACAUUUUAAAAUAUAUUCUCAUAUAUGAAGGUUAAAACGUAAUAUAUUUUUAAAUUCAAAAAUAUAUUCAAUAAAGCUUUACUUUCUACAAAAUGUAUUUCUUGCCGUAUGUGUUUGACCCAACAAUGGGUUAAAACAACCCAGCAUAGGUUAAAUUACAACCCAAAGGGCUGUGUUUUGACCCAACGCUGGUUUGAAAGUAACCCAGCAUUUUUAUUUACAGUGUACUGAAAUGCAUUCUGGGUAAUGCUGCGGUUAGCAGCUUGAUUAGCCUAUAUAAGUACUGUAUUACUGUCAUAAGGGCGUAGACUUUGUUGCAAUGCAAGCUAACUGCUUAAAUAAACAUUUUUAGUCAAUGAAGUAUAAGCUUGUCACAUUUUCACAGAUUUAUAAAAGCUUUUAUACAUUUUGUGAAUAUGUGAAUAGAAGUGUUUGUGAUAGCACAGCUAGUGCCUCUGAAUGCUAACUAGCAUUUGAUUGAUUUGUUAGCAUUUAAACGCACGCUUGACGUGUUCUUGUCACGGUGUCAACUUAAAUUUGACAUCAAACCAGUUAGAUAAGUUCUCUAGCACAUUCUCAAUCUGUUUGCUUUGUGUUUGAGAAAGGGAAUACUGUGAAUACUUGAGCUUAAAAUGAUGACGGAUAAAAUACAGAUGGUGAUGUUUAUCUCAUCCCGAAUCUGUUUCUAUUACUAAAUGUUGACUCGAUAUGAGUAGAAAUGGAAAACAGAAGAUAUACAGUACAUGUAUAGCGAAAAGUACACUGUAAAAAUGUACACAACUUGAAUUAAUAAGUCAUUUCAACUUUUUUGACUAGUUAGAAGAAGUCAACGUUGAAAUGACUUUACAGUGUAAUGUUUCAAGAUCAUGUUUUUUAUAAUAUAAUAUGAAUGAGUGUGAUUAUAGAUAAUUGAAAAACUCAUAAUUGUUAUGCAAACGACACACCUGUUGAAAACCUGCUCAAAAAGGUCUUGAACUUGCCCACAGCUAUUUAACAUUAUUGGUUCAUUACCAGUAAGUUAGUCAGUGCCUAGUUUUCUUUUCAAAAAUGCAUUUUUUUUUAAGUAAUAAAUGUGUAAAAAAUCAAAAUGUUAUAAUCUGUUCUAAUAUCAUGAGUUUGGGGGUGUUUUACAUGUGUAUUUAAUGUUUAAACAUACUUUAUACAUCUGUAAUGUGUGACAACUUUUCCAGCAGUGUUACAAACUGGUGACAACCAUAAAUCAAUAAAGUUUUUUUCUAAAACA
Messenger RNA from Paramisgurnus dabryanus, 4541 nucleotides. RefSeq names its product family with sequence similarity 83 member C (gene sack1c). The record is from RefSeq and is a predicted model, not a curated record. Gene Ontology annotation, molecular function: protein kinase binding. Gene Ontology annotation, biological process: signal transduction. Lineage: Eukaryota; Metazoa; Chordata; Actinopteri; Cypriniformes; Cobitidae.